CUUUGGGAAGGAACCCCACUUGGCGAUAAGGACCCUGUCUCCAACCCCCAUCGCUUUCGUUAGCACGACCUACGGAGUAUAGCACGAGGGUACUAUUAUAUAGUAUGGCAUCAUCGUGAUACUCCCGGCCCAGCUAUCGUGGUUCCCUUCUUUACCCGCGAUUGAUUGAGUUCGUUCCGAUCCCGCUCCCUUUUGCCCCGCGGAUAUGACGCACAAUUAUACCUUUCCGGGAGUUGCCGUCGUCACGGGUGCCGGUGGCACAGGCAUCGGUGCAGCGACCGCCAAAGGCUUUGCUUCCGCAGGAUGUGAGAGAAUCGCCAUUACAGACCUCAACCUUUCCUCCUUAGAUCAAACACGGGACGCCAUCCUUGCUUCCCAUCCUCAAGCUCGCUUGAUCGUCAAGGCGGGCGAUAUAUCUGAUGAAAGCUUCGUCGAAUCCUUUAUUAAUGAGGUGACUGGUGCGUUUGGACGACUAGAUUAUGCAGUCAAUUGUGCCGGAAUCCUAGGGGACAAAUUGCGAACGACUGAGACGUCGACCGCGAUUUUUGACCAUAUUAACAAUGUUAAUUAUCGGGGUUCUUGGCUCUGCUCUAGAGCAGAGCUCAGACAAAUGCUGAAGCAAGAUCCGUUACCGGGUCAUGAUUCGAAUCGUGCUCCGCAGCGAGGAGCUAUAGUCAACGUUGCGAGUCAGCUCGGAAUCGUCGGACAACCUAGAGCUCCUGCGUAUUGUGGCUCCAAGGCUGCUGUGAUUGCAAUGACUCGCUCCGACGCAAUUGACUACUCAGCAGAUGGCAUCAGAGUGAACUGUGUCUGCCCUGGGGUUAUUGAGACGCCAAUGACAACGCACAGCGAGGAAGUCCGCGAGCGUCUUCGACCCGCGGUAGAAAUUGCCCCCAUGAAGAGAAUGGGGAAGCCGGAAGAGGUGGCCGAUACCAUCCUCUUCUUGUGCUCGACUUUUGCAUCAUUUGUGCAGGGUCAUGCGCUUGUUGUGGAUGGAGGGUAUGUUAUCAAUUAAACUGCAGAAGAUAAUAAUUAUGAUGAUGAUGAUGAUAAAGAGACGAUAAUCACAUA
Aspergillus sclerotioniger CBS 115572 is the source of this 1071-nucleotide messenger RNA. RefSeq names its product SDR family NAD(P)-dependent oxidoreductase. The record is from RefSeq and is a predicted model, not a curated record. Lineage: Eukaryota; Fungi; Ascomycota; Eurotiomycetes; Eurotiales; Aspergillaceae. The transcript is spliced from 3 exons. The coding region runs from base 206 to 1015 and encodes 269 amino acids.